AUGGCAACAUAUCUCAUCACCGGCGCGUCGCGCGGCCUUGGCCUAGAGCUUGCGGCCCAGCUGGCCGCAUCGCCCCCGUCCGAAGUCAGCCUUGUAUUCGCCACCGCGCGAGAUAUCAGCGCCAGCGGUCUAAUAGGCCUGGCGAAAAAGUUCUCAGAAAGAAUCGUUCCCGUUCAGCUGGACCCCAGCGACCCGGAGAGUUUACGCGCCGCGGUUGCACUAGUCGACAACCAUCUUCGAAGUAGAGGGCUGGACGUGCUCAUCAACAAUUCCGGGGUGCAACCUAUCACUCCUGGAAAAAUUGAGAUGGCUUCGAGCACCCUAGGAUCAAUCUCCCUCAGCUCCCAGUUCUCAGGGAGUCCAGCCCACGCAUACAAGAUAUCCAAGGCCGCGAUGAAUAUGAUGACAGUGCAGUACGCCCUUCAGUACGCAGACGAGGGGUUCACCGUGUUUGCGGUCAGUCCUGGUGUAAGCCCUCACCCCUUUUCCAGACUUCGGCGAGCCUCAGAAACACUAACAGCAUCAACUAAGUGGCUUCGCACAGAUAUGGGUGGCCAGUGCGCCGACCUCCCUGUCGAAACAGGCGCAGAGCAAGUUCUGAAGUGCGUGAAUAAUGUUGGAAAAGAACUCAACGGGCGCUUUCUGAAUAUCCACGUUCCUGGCUGGGAGAAUGCACCAGGUCCAAAUCAGUACCCGGGAGGUGAUGCGCCUUGGUAG
Aspergillus nidulans FGSC A4 is the source of this 717-nucleotide messenger RNA. RefSeq lists its product as uncharacterized. The transcript is spliced from 2 exons. Bases 1 to 717 code for a protein of 238 amino acids. NCBI's taxonomy places the organism in Eukaryota, Fungi, Ascomycota, Eurotiomycetes, Eurotiales, Aspergillaceae. The record is from RefSeq and is a predicted model, not a curated record.